AUGGCGUUGACCGAGACGACGACGCGGACGACGACGACGGCACGCGCGAGCGACGAUCGCGCGCUCGAGGGGGACGACUCGGAUGCACGCGAUGGGCGAGGGGUGGAGGGACGAUUGGCGGCGCUGGAGGCGGCGGCGGUGGCGGUGGAGACGAAUUUAGUGGCGGAUGAGGCGGCGGUGGAACGCCGCGCGCGGGCGCGGGACGGGCGGGAGGCGCGAGAAGAUGGUCUUCGUGAGGCGCUCAGGGCGAAGGAGCGCGCGAUAGAGAGUCUUGGUGUGAGUUUGAUGUCGACGAGGGAAUCGUACGAGCGUCGGUUGCGGGUUGAGACGGAGGCGAGCGCGGCGACGGCGAGACGGGAGGAGUCGCUGCGCGACGACGUGCGAGCGCUGAGCGAGCGCGUUCGCUCGCUCGAGACCAAGGCGGAGACGCGGGAGCAAAAGAUUUCUUCGCAAGAGGACGUUAUUCAGCGCAUGAGCCGUGAGCUCGAGGCUAAGCGAUCGUUCGACGUCGAGGUGGCUGAGCACGCGAGAACGAUCGAGAUGGACCGUUUGGCGGAGCGUCUGCGGGCGAGCGACGAGCGCGCGGCAGCGUUGGAGGCGAAACUGCAGUUGACGUGCGUCGAAAAGUCCAGUCUCGAGCGAGAGAUUGAGAUUUUGCGCGAGCGUUUGGCGAACACACCGACGCAGGCGGCGAUGGACGACGCGUAUCGGUUUCGCGUCGAGCUAGACGCCGAGGCCAAAAUCGCAAACGAGCGUUUGGCGUUCGAAGAGAAGCAAACCAAGGCUGAGCUCGCACAGUUGUUCACGCAAAUUAAGGAGAUGACUCUGCGAAGCGCAGGCGCGACGGCACCCGUGGUGAGGGACUCGCGCGAGAGCGUCGACGCCGAGCUCAGACGCGCAAAGCAAGACGCCGAAGCGGAGAUUGAGUCUCGUAGAGCCGAGUUCCGAAAGCUCCAAUCCGAGAUCUUACGCGACAACGCUCGACUCCAUCGAGAGCUCGCCGCACUUCGCGGUGAGCUAGACGAUAAGCUUCGAGAGAGCUCCCCCGGGCGCGCCGCGCCGCCGAGCUCCGCGGAGCGCUCCGACGUCGCCUCGCCGUGGGCCGCCGAUUUCACCUUCCCGCUCGCUCGAGACUCCCCGUCGGGAUCGGUAGAUUCCUUCAUAGAAAUUUCACCCCACUGA
Ostreococcus tauri is the source of this 1182-nucleotide messenger RNA. Its product is annotated as unnamed product. The record is from RefSeq and is a predicted model, not a curated record. The transcript has a single exon. Lineage: Eukaryota; Viridiplantae; Chlorophyta; Mamiellophyceae; Mamiellales; Bathycoccaceae. The coding region runs from base 1 to 1182 and encodes 393 amino acids.